AUCUUAGGAAAGCUGAUGAAGCACAAAUGGGCAUGGGUGUUCAACUCGCCUGUUGACGUGGCAGGUUUAGGGCUUCAUGACUACUACCAGAUCGUGAAGAAACCCAUGGAUCUUGGUACGAUCAAAUCCAAUCUGGAAAAGGGUUUCUAUGGAUCACCGUUAGAUUUUGCUUCCGAUGUUAGAUUGACCUUCAACAAUGCAUUGGCUUACAACCCUAAGGGUCAUGACGUGUAUUUUAUGGCCGCGAAGCUUCUGGCUCAAUUCGAUGGAAUGUUCGACCCUGCGUGCAAGAGAUUCGAAGCACAGCAGCAUAAAGUUACCGAAUCAUCGUCCCGCCAUGAACCCGAGUUCAGGCAAAGAACCUUGAAUCAGAAUCAGAUGGCGGAAAAUGUAAGAAAAGGACCUGAACAGAUUUCGAUUGCCAAGAAGCUAGAUUCAGUGAAGCCACAGCUUACAUUGCCGGCUCCCGUAGUGGAACCGCCACGUUCACCGUCUCCGCCACAGCAGCCGCCGCCACCAUCUCAGCAUCAGCAGCAGCAGAAUCGUCCGGUCAGUCAGGUCGAAGCACCACCAGAUGAGGGUGGGGCAACGACAGUACGCAAGGGGAAGCUGCCGAAGCCCAAGGCUAAAGACCCAAACAAGCGGCUGAUGACAAUGGAGGAGAAGGCGAAACUUGGACUGAAUCUACAGGAUUUGCCUCCUGAGAAACUCGGCCAGUUGGUUCAAAUUCUUAGGAAGAGGAACAGACAUCUGGCCCAAGAUGGAGACGAAAUCGAGCUAGAUAUCGAAGCCAUCGACAAUGAGACUCUGUGGGAACUCGAUCGUUUCGUGACAAAUUACAAGAAGAUGGUGAGCAAGAUCAAGCGUCAAGGGUUUAUCCGGAAUAACGUAUCAACUCCCCCGAGAAACAACCUGCCUCCGGUGACAGAAAUGGGCAGUGCAGAGAAGAAGGGGAAGAAAGGGGAUGCAGGGGAAGACGAAGUGGAUAUAGGAGAAGAUAUACCGAUUGAGAAUUACCCAUCUGUGGAGAUCGAGAAGGAUGGUACAGCCGCAGCUGCUAGUAGUGGGUCUAGUUCUUCAGGCAGCUUAAGCUCCAGUAGCAGUUCCUCUUCUAGUGGUUCGGAUUCAAGGAGUUCAUCGGGUAGCGAUUCGGAUGCAGAUAGCGUGCAAUCACCAUGUGUGGAGUCAAAAGAAGCUCGAUGACAAGUCUCUGUCUUGCUUGCCGGUUUCUUUGUCAGAGGUGUUGAGGAGAGGUAAUUCCGGUCCUCUUCUCACAAGUAAACACAAGGCUUUGUAGUGUCAGCAACAAUCCCACAAGAAGGAGGAGUUGGUGGGUGGUGUGUAAAGAUAGGAAAUGAAUGGGACAGUGAAUUAGUAAGUAGUAGUAGUAGGUUUAUUUUUUUUAUAUUUUAUUUACGAAAUCCUUUAGGUAGUAGUAAAUAGUAGAAAAUGCAAUGGGUAGAUAGUGAGUUUCAAAAGCAAGAAGCAGAAGAGUUCUUUUUUUCCCCCUUUCCAGGUUUAGGUUUUAAGUUGGUGGUGGUGACAUGAUGAAGAUGAACAACGGGGUGAGGGAGAGUUUUUUUUUUUCUUUUUUUCUUUUUUUCUUUUUUCUUUUUGUUAGUUUUGAUCCUCAAUCUGUGGGGUUAGGGAAGAGUUUAAACAGGUGUGAAUGGAUUGUGUUAGUGAAAGAAACAACAGUGGUUAACUUCCUCUC
Molecule: messenger RNA, 1714 nt
Organism: Tarenaya hassleriana
Lineage: Eukaryota; Viridiplantae; Streptophyta; Magnoliopsida; Brassicales; Cleomaceae
Product: transcription factor GTE2-like
Exons: 3
Molecular function (GO): protein binding
Source: RefSeq, a predicted model, not a curated record